Musa acuminata AAA Group (dessert banana) is the source of this 1282-nucleotide messenger RNA. Its product is annotated as bZIP transcription factor 11-like. NCBI's taxonomy places the organism in Eukaryota, Viridiplantae, Streptophyta, Magnoliopsida, Zingiberales, Musaceae. Gene Ontology annotation, molecular function: transcription cis-regulatory region binding; DNA-binding transcription factor activity. The record is from RefSeq and is a predicted model, not a curated record. Gene Ontology annotation, biological process: positive regulation of DNA-templated transcription. The transcript has a single exon. Bases 684 to 1127 code for a protein of 147 amino acids. Gene Ontology annotation, cellular component: nucleus.
CCUCCCCAAGGCUCCAAUUCCCUUUUCCCCCUUCUCCUCUUCUCCCUUGCUUAGCUCUAUCGAGAUUCUGCUGCUCUGUUCUGCAGCCUUCUUUCCCUGUUGCUCUGGUGCCUUUCUAUUCUAAGGGUCCUCUGGCUUUGCCUGGAUUUGUGCUCCAGCAAUCCACAGGGGAAACGCUGUCCAAUUUCCUCUCAGGAACUACUGUUUCUGUCGCAAAAUCCAAGAAACCAUCAUCAAAAUCUGACCUUCGCUUGAUCCUUGGUGAAAAAAUCCCUCCUUGCAGCUUGAACAAGGGAGGCGUAGUGUUUUCUCUUUGUUCGAAGAUCCGAACUUCUCUGAGCUAAAAAUUCUUCUUUUGUUUGUGCUCAUGCAUCGUCUUUUUCUUUUGACGUUUCUGAUUGAUGUCGCCUAUCCUAAGUGAAAUCCUUCUCUCUGGGUUUAUGAUCAAUUCCACUCUCCGGCGCAGAUCCCAUCUCGUUCAAUCCUUCUCCGUGGUCUUCCUUUACUGGUUCUAUGUGUUCUCAUGAACUUGUGAGAUCUAAGAGCCUCAGAAACUACAUAUAUAUCAGCUAAAAUUCCACCCAAGAUAUUGUCUUUCCUAAAGAUCACUAGCUUCGGAACUUCUAACACCACUAAGAACACUUGGCUUGUUGUUCUUGUACUGCAAAAGACACAAAUCUUCCAUGGCCUCUCCCGAUGGGACAUCUUCUGGAUCCAGUCAUCCGCUAAAUUCUGGUUCAGGAGAGGAUCUACAGGCCAUAAUGCACCAGAAGAAGCUGAAGAGGAUGAUAUCGAACCGCGAAUCCGCGAGGCGGUCGCGGAUGCGCAAGCAGCAGCAUGUGGAUGAGCUGAUGGCGCAGGCGAACCAGCUGAGGAAGGAGAAUAGGCAGCUGCUGACGAACUUGAGCCUCACCAAGCAGCAUUAUGCUGCGGUGGAGUAUGAGAACUCGGUGUUGUGGGCUCAGGUGAUGGAGCUCAGCAGCAGGCUGCAGUCUCUUGAUGAGAUCCUUGACUACCUCAACGUGAGCAACAUGAGUGUCGCUGACACCUCCCCCAGUGGUGCAUGGAACUGCAGCUACAUGAACAAGCCCAUCAUGGCCUCAGCUGACAGCAUGUUCUACUACUGACCGAUGAGAAAAGAGAUUGUUGCUUGUGGUGUUUGUUUAUGGUCAUGACUUUUGCCUUUGUGCCUGCUAUUUGUUUUAUGUUUGGGGUGGAAGACGAUGAAGACAUCAUCUUUCAGUGCUCUGUAUUAUGUGAAAUCUAUUGUUAUUUCUGCAAA